This is a messenger RNA of Trichoplax adhaerens, 942 nucleotides long. RefSeq lists its product as uncharacterized. The transcript is spliced from 4 exons. NCBI's taxonomy places the organism in Eukaryota, Metazoa, Placozoa, Uniplacotomia, Trichoplacea, Trichoplacidae. Gene Ontology annotation, cellular component: plasma membrane. Bases 1 to 942 code for a protein of 313 amino acids. The record is from RefSeq and is a predicted model, not a curated record.
AUGAGUCAAGAGAAAAAUAUUGGGGCAAUCAAUCUAGGCCAAGGCAAUCCUUCAGCGCCUCAAGGCCAGCAAAAUCCCCAGCAUCGAUUUCAAGAAAAUCCUCCUGCGUAUGGAAAUCAACAGAAUUUCCCAGUAAAUCAAGGGCAGUCAAAUCCUGCUACGUAUCCAGGCCAAGCAAAUCCUGCCAUGUAUCCAGGCCAAGCAAAUCCUGCCAUGUAUCCAGGUCAAGCAGUUCCUGCUAUGCAACAAGGCCAAGCCAAUCCUGCAGUACAACUAGGCCAAGUAAAUCCUGUCAUGUAUCCAGGUCAAGCAAUUCCUGCCGUACAACAAGGCCAAGCAAAUCCUGCGCUCUAUCCAGAUUCCAAUGUUGCUGCAAUAAAUCAAGGCCAACAAAUCCUCAACAUGAAUCAAACGCAAAUCAACCUAAAAAUCGAUCAAGGCCAACAAAAUCCUGUCGUUACCCAAACUGAAGUCACCGAGACGUAUGAUUCUCGCAAUGCUUGCCAUUGGGUUGGCAACGUCUUUUGGUUAAUUUGUGGUGGCUUCAUCUUGGCACUUCAAUGGGCUCUUUUGGGCGUUGCAUUUUCAGUCACGAUUAUUGGUAUUCCAUGCGGCCUUGUCUGCUUUAAGAUGGCUAUGUUAACAUUAUUACCAUUCGGCAAAGAUGUCAGUGGCAUAAAUCCGGUAUCUCGGGAAGACGAAAAGAGUUGUAUAACAUGCUGUGGCAACGUACUCUGGUUACCUUUUGGAAUUUUAUUCGCGAUCGAGCACUUCCUCCUAGGUUUAGUUCAGUUUAUAACUCUAAUAUGCAUCCCAUUUGGAAUUCAGAAUUUCAAAUUAGGGAGAAUUGCAUUGUGGCCGUUUGGCUACCAUUUAACUGCUAUGCGUGAAAAAAAGACUGUUACUACAUCUUCAACUAAUGUUCCUGCAAAUACUCCAUAA